AUGGGACGACUAGAAGUCGGAAGUGUCGCUCUAUGUCGGCGACGGGAGGGAUCUCGCGUAGCGCCGAGUCGGGUGCGGCGGCGGACGGCAACAGGUCGGGCCCCGAGAGCCGUAGGUACCUAUCAGGCGGCUCUGCCCACCGCCGGCGUCGGAUGCGCCGUUUGGGCCCGAGGUCGCGGCGCGCGCGCCGGCCGUCACUUGGCCACCGCUAGCCGCGCGCGCCUCACCUGCGCGCCCUACGCCCCUGCCCCUGCCGCGGCCCUGCGCCCCGGCCCGGCCGCGCCCCCCGCCCGCCCCGGCGCGCCGCCGCCGCCGCCGCCGGGGCGCCCGCUGGCCCGCCGCCGCCCGGGCCCUUCCCAGGGCGCCGCACACGGCCCGCCACCGCCGCCGGCCUGCCCGGGGCCCGAGCGGCGCCGCGCCAAAGCCGAGCGCCGAGGCGGCGCGGCGCGCGCGUCUCUCGCGCUCCCCGCG
Iphiclides podalirius (scarce swallowtail) is the source of this 471-nucleotide messenger RNA. Lineage: Eukaryota; Metazoa; Arthropoda; Insecta; Lepidoptera; Papilionidae. The record is from the annotation of a GenBank genome assembly.